Molecule: messenger RNA, 536 nt
Organism: Anisakis simplex (herring worm)
Lineage: Eukaryota; Metazoa; Nematoda; Chromadorea; Rhabditida; Anisakidae
Source: the annotation of a GenBank genome assembly
GGCUGCAUUUCGUGAACGACGAAGUUGCAGAAGGCUUCGCAUUGGACGCACUGAAAAGCUCACAUCCGAUUGAGGUUGAAAUUGAUAAUCCGAAUGAGCUGGAUGAAAUAUACGACAGUAUCACGUACGCGAAAUCGAACUCAGUGAAUCGCAUGUUGUGCAAUUAUCUCGGUGAGGAUGUCUUCCAAAAGGGAUUGAGAAUCUACCUGAAUCGAUUCAAGUACGGAAAUGCCGUAACGGAGGAUUUGUGGAAUGCGCACAGUGAAGCAUCUGGACAGGAUGUGAAAACGUUGAUGUCCAGUUGGACGAAACAAAUGGGUUUCCCGUUGGUGAGUGUACAGCAAACAGUGGACGGUAAUAAACGUGUUCUGAAACUCACUCAAAAGCGAUUCAUCGCUGACGGAACUGCCGAUGAGAAUAAUUCAGUGUGGCAGGUGCCAAUAACAGCUUCAACAAGCGCAGACCCAAGCGUGAUCAAGCACCGAAUGCUGAUGAAAGAACGCGAGCAAGAGUUCGUCAUUGAGGGUGUGAAACCA